Thlaspi arvense is the source of this 1494-nucleotide messenger RNA. The record is from the annotation of a GenBank genome assembly. NCBI's taxonomy places the organism in Eukaryota, Viridiplantae, Streptophyta, Magnoliopsida, Brassicales, Brassicaceae.
AUGGGGAAGAAUACCGACGAGGAGCAGAAUCUCCCUGGGAACGACGGAGCCGCUACAGCUAGUAAUACCGGACGACGAAGAUGCUCCGGCUGUUGCUCCCCUCGGAUCUCUAGAUACUUUAGUCUCAGAUGCGUUUUGAUUCUUGCUUUUUCCGCCGCCGUCUUCCUCUCCGCCUUGUUUUGGUUGCCUCCAUUCCUCGGAUUAUCAGAUCGUGAGGAUCUAGAUCUCGAUCCAAGGUUUAAAGAUCACAGAAUAGUGGCGAGUUUUGAUGUUGAAAAACCAGUUUCGUUCUUGGAAGACAAUUUGUUGCAGCUUGAGAAUGAUAUCACCGAUGAAAUAAGCUUUCCCAUGACCAAAGUUGUGCUAUUAGCCCUUGAACGCUUGGGUAAUCUGAACAGAACGAUGGUUAUUUUUGCCAUUGAUCCCGAGAAGAAGAAUUCCAAGAUACCCGCCGAAAUCGAGAGUCUGAUCAAGGCAGCUUUUGAAACUCUGGUCCAAAAGCAGUUGUCUUUCCGUUUGACUGAAUCCUUGUUCGGGCAACCUUUCUAUUUUGAAGUUCUAAAAUUCCCAGGAGGAAUCACUGUGAUCCCUCCUCAGCCUGUAUUCCCCUUGCAGAAAGCGCAGAUUAUCUUCAACUUCACAUUAAACUUUUCAAUUUACCAAAUCCAAUCGAACUUCGAGGAACUCACUAGCCAGCUGAAGAAGGGUAUAAAUCUGUCUCCCUAUGAGAACUUGUACAUAACAUUGUCAAAUUCUAGAGGCUCAACAGUGGCGCCUCCCACUAUAGUUCAUUCUUCUGUUCUGCUUACAUUCGGUACCUCUUCAAGGUUGAAGCAGCUUGCUCAAACUAUCACUAGCUCCCAUUCCAAAAACCUCGGCCUAAACCACACCGUAUUUGGCAAAGUUAAGCAAGUCCGUCUUUCCUCAUUCGUGCCACCAAAUUCACCCGCCACAUCAUCACCCCCUUCCCCUUCCCCAUCUCCUCAACCUGAAACCCACCAACCACACUACCAUCAUCACCACCAUCAUCACCGUCACCACCAUCAUGAGCUUGCUCCAGAGCCUUCACCUGCAAGUAAGAGCUCCACACCUGCGACUAAGAGCCUUGCACCUGCACCAGCGCCAACCAAACACUCACAUUUACCCCCGAGAAACCCGCCUUGCCCUUACGAGCAGAGGAGACCAAAAGGAAACAAUGCUCCGAACCAUCACACUGCAGCACCAACGCCUGCACCACACCGGUCUCGGCAACACGCACCAGCACCGAACCCUACCAGGCCACGUCAUCAUGCCAUUCCAGUAUCUAGUCCACUUCCCCACGUCGUAUUUGCUCAUAUCCCACCUCCAGCGAGAAACACCCCAGAGUCAGAACCAACCGGUGAAAAAACUCCCUCACCUUCUCCUACUCCAUCUUCGGCGAGCAUCGGUCCAACCUUCAAAAGGGCAUCAUCGAAGCUGCUUGUAAUAGUAGCCGUUGUAAUCAUCUGUCUGUAA